AUGCCUCCAGAUAUACACGCCGUCAACGAAUACACGUUGAACGAAGUGACCAACAACCAGAGCCUGGUGUCAACGCGGAUGACCGUUAAAGAGUACAAGAGAAUUGGAGAAGGAGCGUUUGGAACCGUAGUAGAAGCCGUAUUGAAAUACGCCGACGGCACAGAUGUUCAUUCAGAAUGGCUCGGUCCCUUUGCCAUAAAGCGAGUACCAGCACAAACAGAGUACAAAUCGCGAGAGCUUGAGAUCUUGAGAUUGGUCAACCAUCCCAACAUCGUCAGCUUAAGGUUCUAUUUCGACAAAGCCAGCUCCAGUUCCCAUGAUAAAACCAUUUACCAGAACCUCGUCAUGGAAUGCUUGCCUUCCAACUUGCAAAGCGAAAUCAAAUAUUAUAGACAAUCCAAAUACACCAUCCCCUAUCCUCACAUGAAAGCAUAUACGUUCCAGUUGGCGAGAGCGAUGCUCUAUUUGCAUGGCUUUGGCAUUUCCCACAGAGACAUCAAACCUUCCAAUAUCUUGGUAGAUCCCCUGACUGUAGUAUUGAAGGUUUGUGACUUUGGCAGUGCGAAAAAGUUAGAGCCGAACCAACCAUCUGUAAGCUAUAUCUGUUCGAGAUACUAUAGAGCUCCAGAGUUGAUUGUAGGGUGUUCGUUAUAUUCCACCAAGAUAGACAUAUGGGGUUUGGGCUGUGUCGUAGCGGAGAUGUUUUUAGGUAAACCCAUUUUCCAGGGCCAAUCGCCCGAGUCACAACUCAAGGAGAUCUCCAAGUUACUUGGGCCCCCUCCCAACACGUUUUUCUUUAAGAGCAAUCCACAAUAUAGAGGCAACAUGUAUACAACCAAGCUUUUCAGCUGUACGGUAGAAGAAAGAUUCAGGCAGAUAUUCAGCAAUUCUCCACCAGACGCCAUUGACUUGUUGUUGAAGAUCUUGGUUUAUGACCCAGACAUGAGAGCCAGUCCCAGAAGAGUAUUGGUACAUCCGUUCUUCAAUGAGUUGAAGAAGAAAGAGUUCCAAGUUUAUCCGCGUGGCUCUUCGGAACCGAUACAACUCAAUUUGUUUAACUUCAGCGAGUUUGAAUUGUCGUUGUUGGGGUCCUUGAAAGAUGAAUUGUUAGCGAGAUAG
This is a messenger RNA of Scheffersomyces stipitis CBS 6054, 1119 nucleotides long. RefSeq names its product serine/threonine/tyrosine protein kinase (gene MCK1). The transcript has a single exon. Gene Ontology annotation, cellular component: cytoplasm. The record is from RefSeq and is a predicted model, not a curated record. Bases 1 to 1119 code for a protein of 372 amino acids. Gene Ontology annotation, biological process: protein phosphorylation; signal transduction. Gene Ontology annotation, molecular function: protein serine/threonine kinase activity; protein serine/threonine/tyrosine kinase activity; ATP binding. NCBI's taxonomy places the organism in Eukaryota, Fungi, Ascomycota, Pichiomycetes, Serinales, Debaryomycetaceae.